AUGACAUACGACAAGGCUCCCGUUUUACUGCUCAAGACAAAGUCGACCCCUGUCGAUGCAUAUGAAGAGAUCUUCUCUCAGAAAUUUGAGGGGAAUGUCUUUGAGCCAAUUUUCAUACCAGUUCUCGAGCAUAGGUUCCUCGACAAUGGCAUGAACCAAGUCAGGGCCCUGCUCAAAGAGCACAAGAUUGGCAAGGGCGCGGGCUGCGAGUAUGGAGGCAUGAUCUUUACCUCACAGCGAGCGGUUGAGGCCUUUGCACACCUGAUCACCGAGGGCGCAGACAAUGGAGGUGCGCAAUGGCCAAAUUUACAGGACAUCCCCAUCUACAGCGUUGGGCCUGCGACGACCCGCGCGCUGAAAGCGAUCCUACAGGAGCCGGCUCUGAACGUCUAUGGAGAGCACACUGGUAACGGCGAGACACUUGCGCCGUUCAUAUUAGAUCAUUAUGGGGAGUGGUACAGGGAAAGGGACACCAAGCCGCCACUACUGUUCCUCACAGGCGAGGUCAGGAGAGACAUAAUCCCCAAGGUGUUGAUGGACAGCAGACUGGCGGCGACCCGGCGCAUACAAGUCGACGAGGUGGUCGUGUACGGGACAGGCGUGAUGCACUCGUUCGAAGAUGAGAUGCGCCAGACGCUCGACAGAGUGAGGGGCUACCGCAUGCUCUGGGCAGUCGUCUUCUCGCCGACGGGCUGCGACAGUAUGUUGCGUGCACUCGGGUUCCUCAACGACGAUGGCAAGCUGGAGACGGAGGCUGUGGGGCGGCGUAAAGACUCCGACCACAGGACUUUGGUGGCCACUAUCGGGCCCACGACCAGGGCUCACCUGGCAGACUCGUUCCAAUUCGAGCCGGAUGUUUGCUCAGAGCAUCCCAGUCCAGAUGGUGUCUGGUCUGGCAUUACCAAAUACAUCAGCAAUCUGAGAUAA
This is a messenger RNA of Pyricularia pennisetigena, 927 nucleotides long. RefSeq lists its product as uncharacterized. Gene Ontology annotation, biological process: uroporphyrinogen III biosynthetic process. The record is from RefSeq and is a predicted model, not a curated record. The transcript has 2 exons. Lineage: Eukaryota; Fungi; Ascomycota; Sordariomycetes; Magnaporthales; Pyriculariaceae. Bases 1 to 927 code for a protein of 308 amino acids. Gene Ontology annotation, molecular function: uroporphyrinogen-III synthase activity.